ACAACUUUGCAGAUUUAACUAAUUUAGCUAACUUCAACCAACAAUUCAUCGCUAUUAACUUAUGUUAGAUGCGUUAGCAUUGUAGUUCCAAUUCGUAAAUCUGCUGUGUUUUUGUCAGUGAGUGUUUAGCACCCAUUGAUUUUUGUUAGCUUCUCGGCUAAUGUUAGUUGACUCCGAGUGAUUAAGAAUUACCUGCUCUUCAAGCCGUUGUAUUUCGGCUUCAUUUUCCUUCUCGUCUUCUGACGUGUCGUCUGAAUUUUCCACUCCCAUGCCUUCUUCGUCGUCGCUCUCCGAGUCCAUUUCUCGCUCCUCUAUCCCCGCAUCGUCCUCGUCCAUGUCUUGCAAGUGCGUAUGCUCUGCGUUGCUUGACGCUGCCAUGUUGGAAAGGCUGUCUGCCUGGUAACAACCCUAAACAACCCUGAUCCAACACUGUGAUACCAAAGAUUGGCCGCUAGUGGGCGCUCCCAAUCCUUGCUCCUGACCUCCGUGUUUGUCAACAAACCGACUGGAGUCAUAUUCAUUCGGGCAUUUCCGCCUAUUUUCGGUUUCUGAAGAUGGCGGUGGCUUUACGAAAGUCGUCGUUGUUGUUUAACAGAAGAUUGUUACCGACUACUCUUUGUUCGUAUCACAAAAAGGUUGUGGACCACUACGAAAACCCAAGAAAUGUGGGCUCGUUAGAUAAAAAUGCUAAAAAUGUGGGAACUGGAUUGGUCGGUGCGCCAGCCUGUGGUGACGUUAUGAAACUUCAGAUUGAGGUGGAUGAGAACGGUAAGAUUGUGGACGCCAAAUUCAAGACAUUUGGCUGCGGAUCAGCCAUCGCUUCCAGCUCUUUAGCAACGGAGUGGGUGAAGGGGAAGUCGAUUGAUGAAGCUUUGAGGAUCAAGAACACAGACAUUGCCAAAGAACUCUCACUUCCCCCUGUCAAACUUCAUUGUUCCAUGCUGGCAGAAGACGCCAUCAAAGCAGCCCUGUCAGACUACAAAAUAAAACAAGACAAGGAGGAGAAGAAUGCCAAAGUCAGCAGUUAAUUUGUCACUAUUAACCAUCCAUAAUAGGCCGGAGGUACCUCAGGGAUGUGUCAGGAGUCCCAGGACUGUACAGGAAGAUCGAGAAUCAUUCUGCUGAAAUAAUCUGACAAUUUAAUUUUUUCUUUUUUGGCAAUUGUAAUGGAAGAAAAAAACUAUUUGUGAUGCUAGCAUCAUUCCCAUACUAUUCCCAGCAAAUGAAUGAAUAAACUAUACAAAUACUGUU
Molecule: messenger RNA, 1251 nt
Organism: Dunckerocampus dactyliophorus (ringed pipefish)
Lineage: Eukaryota; Metazoa; Chordata; Actinopteri; Syngnathiformes; Syngnathidae
Gene: iscua
Product: iron-sulfur cluster assembly enzyme
Exons: 5
Coding region: 555-1028 (157 amino acids)
Biological process (GO): iron-sulfur cluster assembly; intracellular iron ion homeostasis
Cellular component (GO): cytoplasm; mitochondrial matrix
Molecular function (GO): ferrous iron binding; 2 iron, 2 sulfur cluster binding
Source: RefSeq, a predicted model, not a curated record